CGCGUGCACACUCGGCGCUCUUCGUGGGGAAAAAGAAGCCUGGAAAAGCAUCCGAUUUGCCUGUUUUUUUUUUCUGUUCCGUUGUCGCUGGCUUUCUAGCCUCUGAGUUUGCUGCUGGCUUGGCAGCCCAGCUAGUUCAGUUGGUCAGCAAGGCAGUGAGGCAGCAGUGAGUAAGUGAGUCACUGUGUGCGCUAGUUAAGUCCAAGUUCGUCCUCCAAAUGGGCGAGCGGGAGGCGAAAGUCUUUGCCCCACCACCCCCCUUCCUGCGGCGGCAGCCAAAUUAUUUAUAAGGGACAACACAACAGCAACUAGUUGGAAAACAACAAAAAAAAAAAAGAAGGAGAGGAAAGGAAAGUAAAGGAAAGAAAGGAAAAGUAAAGGAAAAUCGCGGAGGAAAAGCGAAGAGGAAAACGCACGCUGCCACAGGCGACACUUUGCUCUCGUCGGCAUACGCAAAACAAAUACAAAUUUUCGAAAUACAUUUUACGCGCGCGUGAAGAGGAACGGAAUUACGGCGAAAAGCUUUGGGCAAUCUCCGCAAGCCCCAAACACACGCCCACGCGCAGCCAGGAAAACGCUACGAACGCCACGAAAUGGUGCAAACCAGUGCAGAUGGCUCCGACUUCAAGGAGCGGCUGAUAGCCACCGUGAAGAAGGAGGUGAAGCAGCUGAUGGAGGAGGCGGUGACCAAGAAGUACGUCCACGAGGAGAGCAGCUCGGUGACGUCGCUGUGCGGCGCUGUGGAGGCCUGUUUGAGCCAGGGACUCCGUCGCCGGGCUCUUGGGCUAUUCAAGACCUCCUCGACGACGGCGCUGCUGCACAAGAUCGCCAAGAGCUGUCCGGAGGCGGAGCACAUCAGCAAAAUGGUGCAGGAGAUCGAGGCCAACGACCCGAGCAAGAGGUCCUCCAGCAGCAGCGACAGCUUCCAGCGACCGCCGAUGCUCAAGAAGAGCAGCAGCAACUCGAUGUCCACCGGCAACAAUGCGGUGGCCAGCACCUCCUCCGCCUCCGCCUCCAUCAGCGUCAGUGCCAGCACCUCCAGCAUGUCCUUGGCCAGCAUGAAAUAUUUGUGGAUUCGGUUGGCGCUCUACGAGAAGCGACUCACCAAAAUCAUCGAGUAUCUGGUUUGCAAUGCCAGCAGCUUCUACGAUCGCGACUCCCUGGUCGCCGAUCCGGAUUAUGGAUCCAUUCUCAGCUCCUUGUUGGUGGGUCCUUGUGCCCUGGAAUUUACGCGGGCCAAGACGGCGGAUCACUAUUGGACCGAUCCGCAUGCAGAUGAACUGGUGCAACGCCACCGGAUCAGCUCGUGCCGCCGAUCCUCGUCGACCUGCUCCCGGCCGGCGAUCAUCAACUUCAAGCGGAGCCUGAACACGAGCUCCGACGACGCGAGCAGCGGCUCCUUCAAGUCGAUCGCCUCGGCCAGUGUGGCCAAGGACUACGUGGAGUCGCUGCACCAGAAUGCCAAGGCCACGCUGCUCUACGGCAAGAACAAUGUGCACGUGCUGCCCAACGGGGUGGCCAAUCCGAUGCCCGGCUACCUGAGUCUGCACCAGCACAUCCAGACGCUGACGAUCAAGUGGACGCCCAACCAGCUGAUGAACGGCGGCUACGCCGAGGAGGAGGAGGAGGACAUCGACAAGGACCUCUUCUGGGCCUACGCCCUGAACAUCAACGUGGACGAGAUCGUCUACGUGCACUGUCACCAGAGUCGCCGCGAGGACAGCGGCGGCAUCGUCAUCCUCGUCGGCCACGACGGCGUCCAGCGGCCGCCCAUCCAUUUCCCGGAGGGCGGACACCUGCAGCAGUUCCUCACCUGCCUGGAAACGGGCCUCCUGCCCCACGGCCAGCUGGAUCCGCCGCUGUGGUCGCAUCGCGGCAUCGGCAAGAUGCUCCUCUGGCAGAGGAACAUGCGCCGGCGCAUCCUGCCCGCCGUCCGAGAGGCGACGGGGGCGGGGGCGGGGGCGGGGCCGCCUUCGGAGGAUCCGGGCAUCGACUUCGUCUUCCGCAUCGUCAGCAAAAGCCGCCACGAGGAGUUCGCUGCCGCCCACUCGAUCCUGGACUUUGUGCGCAGUGCUCCGCGGCGGGCGCAGCUGAGCAGCUGCUCCACCACCGGCAGCAGCGACUGCUCGAACAAGAGCCUCUCCAUCGACCAGUGUCCGCUGGAGUCGCCGCUGACCCUCCAGCAGCAGCAGCAGCAACAGCAGCUGGUCCAGUCGCAGAACACCAGCAUCGAGGCGGUCUGCUCCACGAUGCGCCGCCAGAUCAUCUCGCGGGCCUUCUACGGCUGGAAGGCCUACUGUCGACACCUCACCACGGUGCGCACCCACCUGUCCGGGCUGGUUCACGCCAGGAUUAUGCCGGACGGAGAGGCAGAAGAGAAGCGCGGUUUGACCCGGGAGCGCUGGGAGGGGCUGCACGAGGACGGGGUGAUGGAGGACGAGAUGGAGUUCUACCGCAUCAUCUACUACGGGGGCGUCCGGCCGGAGAUGCGGCAGGAGGCGUGGCCGUAUCUGCUGGGACACUAUGCCUUCGGCUCCACCGCGGAGGAGCGGAGGAAGCAGGACGAGACGUGCAAGCACUACUACGAGACGACGAUGAGCGAGUGGCUGGCGGUGGACGCCAUUGUGCAGCAGCGGGAGAAGGAGAAGACGGCGCGGGCGGUGGCCAAGCUGAGUUCGGGCAGUAAUUCCGGCAAUGAGAAGACGGUCAGGGCGGCGGAUCUGGAGGCCGGUGGCGAGCUGGAGAACGAGGUGUUCGAGGACAUCUCCGAUAUUUCCGAUCCUGGGGAUCUGGAGUUCGAUGAGCAGCAGCAGCAGCUGCAUCAGCAGGAGGCGACUGGUGGCCAUCACCUGAGUGUGAAGCCCAUUCCCAGGGCCAUGAAGACCAGCACGGAUUCGGGUCACGUGGACGAGGGUGAUAACUUUAAUGAGCUGGACGAGGAUGAGGAGGAGGAGCAGAAGCAGGAUGAGGGCAACAAGGAGCCAAGGCCGGAGGAACCACUCAAUCUGGAGCCCAGCUGCUCCUCCAACUCCACGGCCUCCUCCUACGAGACUGUGGGUCCUGGCGGCACUGGCGGGCACCAGCCGCAGACCAGCGACACGCGCAGCGUCCUCAGCCCCGAGUACCUGAGUGCCGACGAUCUGCAGCUGCCGGAGGACGAGGAUGCAGUGCGGCCGACGACAUCGCAACAGGCCAAGGCGGCCGUCAUCAUUACCAAGGCCUCCGUGGACAUAGCCAACUGGGAGCAGCGGAGUCCCCGGGCGGAGGAGGCGGACCGCAUGCCGACCGUGGAGGAGCAGGCCGCAGAAGUAGCCGGCGGAGGAGGAGGAGGAGGCGUCAAUCUGGAUGCACUGCCGCAGCCCAACUCCGCCUGCCCCUCGCCAGCCAGCUCCAAUGGAGGUGUCUACAGUAGCGAACUUCUCGAGCAGUUCGGCCUGAAUCUGCAUCGGAUCGAGAAGGAUGUGCAGCGGUGCGACAGGAACUACUGGUACUUCGCCAACGAGAACCUGGACAAGCUGCGCAACGUGAUCUCCACGUACGUGUGGGAGCACCUGGACGUGGGCUACAUGCAGGGCAUGUGCGACCUGGUGGCGCCCCUCCUGGUCAUCUUCGACGACGAGUCGCUCAGCUACAGCUGCUUCUGCAAGCUCAUGGAGCGCAUGAUCGAGAACUUCCCCAGCGGCGGGGCCAUGGACAUGCACUUUGCCAACAUGAGAUCCCUCAUCCAGAUUCUCGACUCGGAGAUGUACGAACUGAUGGACUCGAACGGCGACUACACGCACUUCUACUUCUGCUACCGGUGGUUCCUGCUCGACUUCAAGCGGGAGUUAAUCUACGAUGAUGUAUUCGCAGUUUGGGAGGUCAUUUGGGCGGCCAAGCACGUGGCCUCGAGUCAUUUUGUCCUGUUUUUGGCCCUGGCCCUACUGGAGACCUAUCGCGACAUCAUCCUCUCGAACAGCAUGGACUUUACCGAUGUCAUCAAGUUCUUCAAUGAAAUGGCCGAGCGCCACAAUACCAAGGCGUUGAUCGAGUUGGCCCGAAGUCUGGUCCUGCAGCUGCAGAUGAUCAUCGAGAAUAAGUAGGGGAACCCAUGGAGAACCCAACUAUAUAGGGGCGUUAUGCUAGAAUCUAGAUCGUAGUUCAGUCAAAUUUCGUUUGCCAAUGUCGAUGUCUUCGCUAUAAAGUAUUCGUACCCAAGAAAACCAAAGAAAUCCCACUAACUGAAGCUGUAACUGUAGUCCUAAUGGUUAAUUGUACUCUUAUGUCUACGUAAGUUCUUCCUAAACUCUCUACGCAUAUCCCCAGAAAUAGAGGAAACCAGAAAACAGGGGCAGCAAA
Messenger RNA from Drosophila takahashii, 4338 nucleotides. The record is from RefSeq and is a predicted model, not a curated record. NCBI's taxonomy places the organism in Eukaryota, Metazoa, Arthropoda, Insecta, Diptera, Drosophilidae.